Messenger RNA from Drosophila mauritiana, 2223 nucleotides. RefSeq names its product 2-hydroxyacylsphingosine 1-beta-galactosyltransferase-like. NCBI's taxonomy places the organism in Eukaryota, Metazoa, Arthropoda, Insecta, Diptera, Drosophilidae. The transcript is spliced from 2 exons. The coding region runs from base 302 to 1921 and encodes 539 amino acids. The record is from RefSeq and is a predicted model, not a curated record. Gene Ontology annotation, molecular function: UDP-glycosyltransferase activity.
CAUGAGAAUAUCCUAUAUCCGGAUACUCGAAAAUGUUCUUAGUCACCAAUACCACAAUCCUCCUCAGCAUUCCUUAUGCUCAUUUUAAUGACAUUGCAAUAUUAAAUUUCCGAUCGUUUUACUCUAUGUCUAGGGCGUUAUCUAUCAGACAGGCAACUAAUAACCGAUAAUAAUUCACAAAUACUUACACCACCUGGAUUCAAAACUUUUAUGUUAUCAGUAGAGCUUUCUGCCGACACCUUAGAUUAGAUCGUGUUCAGUUAUGGACAGAGCUCCGACAUGAGCGGACUGAAUUGUGAGAAUGCGCCUAGAGUUUUCUUGGCUGGCUUUCGUGCUCUGCCUGUUCCUGCAACAGGAUCUGUACCAGGACUCUGUGCAGGCUGCCAACAUCCUAGGCAUAUUUUCUUACCACCUCAGCUCUCAUAAUCUAGUUGUGCUUCCAUUGGCAAGGGCUCUAGUUAAACGGGGACACAAUGUCACGUUGAUCACACCAGUUGGAAUGCCGACAGAUAUCGAGGGAGUUCGACAUAUACGCGUUCCCAAGCUAAAUCAACGCGUCCAGGAAAUGAUCGAGUGUGACCAACUGUUGGACUUCUUUGGCAGCAAAUGGAUAGCAAGCCUGAUGGCAGUGUCAAUGCUCUACAAUAUGUCAUCGGAUAUACUAAGCGACAAAGGUGUUCAAAAGAUGUUACAAGACAGAAAUGAACAUUUUGACCUAGUUAUGCUAGAACCGUCUGCCCUAGAAGCGCUUUAUGGCGUCGUGGAGCACUAUAAUGCAACACUGAUGGGUUUUUCAGGUGGUAAUGUCAACUGGAGUACCGAAGAAGUCGCUGGAAACUUUGCACCAAGCAUCAACGAUCCAAUCUCAUCGCUGGGCUAUUCCCGAGGCAAUUCUAUCCUCAGCAAAAUUUACAACUGGGUCCAUAUCACAGAGGAAAAGCUGCUGACACACCUGAUCGUCCGACCAUCUCAACUGCGCAUCUUUAAGAAGUUUUUUGACUUUUCGGAGCAGAAAUUUUACAACAUGCGGGACAAGUACUUAGUGAUUUUGGUCAACAAUCACUUCAGUAUGGGCAGGGUACGAUCUAACGUACCGAACAUCAUAGAAGUCGGAGGACUGCAUCUCACCGAGCCAGCUGAACCGUGCGAUUCGAAACUGCAGAGAUUUAUGGACGACGCGGAGCACGGUGUUAUAUACUUCUCAAUGGGACAGGAGAUAAUGGUGCAGUUUUUGCCUGAGGACAUGCAGCAAAACCUUAUGAAAUCUUUAAUCCAAUUCAAGCAGAGGGUCGUUUGGAAAACCGAACUUUAUAAUAUGCCAAACAAAUCGGACAACGUAUAUGUUAUUGAACAACCUCCUCAGCGAGCAGUUCUGGCCCAUCCCAAUACACGCCUCUUCAUCACAAACGGUGGUCUGCUAAGUGUAAUGGAGGCUGUUAACAGUGGAGUGCCGAUCUUGGGACUGCCAGUGUUCUUCGACCAGUUUAUUAAUCUGCGGAAUGUUAAUCUGCGUGGCAUGGCCAAGGUCUUGGACGCCAAUGAGAUGAGCUUGGAAAUUCUGACCUCAACUAUUCGGGAGCUGCUGGAGAACCCAAAAUAUGCUCUGAAUGCCAAGAAAAUGUCACAAUCCUUCAGGGACCGACCCAUGAGUCCUUUGGACACAGCAGUUUGGUGGACGGAAUACGCCCUGCGGAAUGGGGACGCCUCGCAUAUGCGCCUUAAGAUGGAGGAUAUUCCUCUUUACUACGAAUGGGAUUGGGUUCUCCUGUUAGGUCUCCGCUUUGGUAUUGUCUUUGGAUCUGUGAUUUACGUGGUCUACAAGUUAUUUCAAAAAACCAGUGAAGGGCGAAGGCCACUGCAAGAGACAGGAACUGUUUCUCAACAUCUUAGCCUGCUUGAUCGAAGAUCGCAAACACAAUAACUUUACAAGUAUUGUUUUCUUUUACUGCUGCAAAAAGUCGAUUAACCACCUUCCUGUUAAUAUAGAAGUUUAUCUCAAAAGUGUGCUUGGAAAAUCGUAAGUUAAGGUCGGCUUUGACCUUAACCUUAAAACUUUAACAUUCCGUUAACCGAUUUUCCAAUACAAUUUUUUAAACAUUACGAUGUUAAAUAUAUUACCAUUAAAAUUUUGGUUUUACCGUAUUGUAAAGAUGUAAUGAACAAAGUUACUGUAACCGGCGACUCGAAAAUGUUUAGAUAUGAAAAUGUUUUAUGUUAUGAAUA